AGAGAAAAUCUUUCACAGAAAGCGAGAGACUUUGAUAUUUAAACCAUGGAAGCCAUUCAAGCCAAACCCAAUGCACCCUCUGUCCAGAGAGAGAGAGAUAGAAAGAGGAAAAUGGUAGAUUCAAGCGAUUCUGUCUCCAUCGACAUGGAAACUCUCUCUCUUGGUGGAAAGGAGUUCCUUAUAAAAACUUGCCAUGGUUGUGUAUCUGUUUCUGUAUAUGGAGACCAGGACAAGCCAGCUCUUAUUACUUAUCCUGAUUUAGCUCUAAAUCAUAUAUCCUGUUUCCAAGGAUUAUUCUUUUGUUCGGAAGCAUGUUCUUUGCUCCUCCACAACUUUUGCAUAUACCAUAUUAGUCCUCCCGGGCAUGAGUUAGGAGCUGCGACAAGUAGCCCUGAUGACCCUGUUCUUUCUGUUGAUGACUUGGCAGACCAAAUUGCGGAGAUUCUCAACUAUUUUGGACUUGGGGCAGUGAUGUGUAUGGGUGUCACAGCGGGAGCUUACAUUCUUACUCUAUUUGCUUUGAAAUAUAGGCAGCGUGUUAUUGGUUUGAUUCUUAUUUCUCCCUUGUGCCAAGCACCGUCAUGGACAGAGUGGUUGUGUAAUAAGGUGAUUUGUAACUUACUGUACUACUAUGGCAUGUGUGGAGUUGUGAAAGAGUUCUUACUUAAGCGGUAUUUCAGCAAGCAGGAAGCUCGUGGUAGUGCUCAAGUACCAGAAUCAGAUAUUGUCCAGGCCUGCAGAAGAUUGCUGGAUGAAAGACACAGUUUAAAUGUUUCGCGGUUUAUUGAAGCAUUAAAUGGGAGACCAGACAUUAGUGAAGGACUGAGAAAGCUACAUUGUCGUUCCCUGAUAUUUGUUGGGGAGAGCUCUCCAUUUCACUCUGAGGCUCUCUACAUGACAUCAAAACUAGAUAGAAGAUACAGUGCGUUAGUUGAGGUUCAGGCAUGUGGAUCCAUUGUGACAGAGGAGCAGCCCCAUGCCAUGUUAAUACCGAUGGAGUACUUUCUAAUGGGAUUUGGUAUGUACAGACCACCUAAGUUAAGUGUCAGCCCAAGAAGUCCUUUGAGUCCAUUGUGCAUUUCCCCUGAGCUCCUAUCACCGGAAAGCAUGGGCUUGAAGUUGAAACCGAUAAAAACACGAAUACAUGUGGAAGUUUGAAGAAUAUGGAUGACUGGCAAGAGUGCUUUUUUUUUAAUCCAUUUAUUGUAUGUUCUUUGAUUGAUUGGCAAAGAUAAACAUGGGUGGAUUGGUAGAAGAUUGUAGAUAAGAGUAAAAAAAGAGGAAAAAAAUACAGGGGAAAAUAUUAGAAAGAAAGCAGAGGUCGCCAUUCUUUGAUUUGUAAUCUUAAUUGUUAGUUGAGGUUGAGAGGGAUUCAGUUGUAAAUCCUUGAAAUAAGUUUUCAUAGUCAUAAGCAAAUGAUAAUAAUAGCAAUAAAUGGUGGAAGUUGAACUCGUGCUUUCUCAGGUUGGCUUCCACGUCAAUAAAUUUGAUUGUCUA
Hevea brasiliensis (rubber tree) is the source of this 1497-nucleotide messenger RNA. RefSeq names its product protein NDL2. Bases 46 to 1158 code for a protein of 370 amino acids. NCBI's taxonomy places the organism in Eukaryota, Viridiplantae, Streptophyta, Magnoliopsida, Malpighiales, Euphorbiaceae. The record is from RefSeq and is a predicted model, not a curated record. The transcript has 11 exons.